Ochotona curzoniae (black-lipped pika) is the source of this 2375-nucleotide messenger RNA. It is a transcript of the gene NFE2L2, whose product is annotated as nuclear factor, erythroid 2 like 2. Gene Ontology annotation, cellular component: nucleus. Gene Ontology annotation, biological process: cellular response to oxidative stress; regulation of transcription by RNA polymerase II. The record is from RefSeq and is a predicted model, not a curated record. NCBI's taxonomy places the organism in Eukaryota, Metazoa, Chordata, Mammalia, Lagomorpha, Ochotonidae. Gene Ontology annotation, molecular function: DNA-binding transcription factor activity, RNA polymerase II-specific; RNA polymerase II cis-regulatory region sequence-specific DNA binding. The transcript has 5 exons. Bases 100 to 1917 code for a protein of 605 amino acids.
GAGCCGCCGCCAGCGCCGCGAGUGCCGCCCUGUCCGCGCCGCGCCUCCGGGACAGGGUCGCCGUCGGGAAGCCUCAGUACCGGGUUGCCCUGAUUCAGCAUGAUGGACUUGGAGCUGCCGCCGUCGGGACUACAGUCCCAGCAGGACAUGGAUUUGAUUGACAUUCUUUGGAGGCAAGAUAUAGAUCUUGGGGUAAGUCGAGAUGUGUUUGACGUCAGUCAGCGGCAAAAGGAGUAUGAGCUGGAAAAACAGAAACAACUUGAAAAAGAAAGACAAGAACAACUCCAAAAGGAGCAAGAGAAAGCCUUUUUCGCUCAGUUACAACUAGAUGAAGAGACUGGCGAAAUCCUCCCAAUUCAGCCAGCCCAACACAUCCAGUCAGAAAUCAGUGGAUCUGCCAACUACUCCCAGGUUGCCCACAUUCCCAAACCAGAUGCUCUGUGCUUUGAUGACUGCAUGCAGCUUUUGGCAGAGACAUUCCCGUUUGUAGAUGACAAUGAGGUUUCUUCAGCUACAUUUCAGUCACUUGUUCCUGAUACUCACAGCCACAUUGAGAGCCCUGUCUUCAUUGCACCUAACCAGGCUCAAUCAGCUGAAACAUCUUAUGCUCAGGUAGCCAGUGUUGAUUUAAACAAUAUGGAACAGAACGUUGAACAAAUUUGGGAGGAACUAUUAUCCAUUCCAGAAUUACAGUGCCUUAAUAUUGAGAAUGACAAGUUGGUUGAGACUACCGCAGUUUCAAGCCCAGACGUCAAAAUGACAGAAAUUGACCAUAAUUAUCAUUUCUACCCAUCGGUUCCCUCGCUGGAAAAAGAAGAUAACUGUAGUCCACAUUUUCUUAAUGCUUUUGAGGAUUCCUUCAGCAGCAUCCUCUCCACAGAUGACCCCAACCAGCUGCGAGGGAACUCCUUAAAUUCAGAUGCCACAUUAAGCUCAGAUUUCGGUGAUGAAUUUUAUGCUGCUUUCAUAGCUGAAUCCAGCAGCAGCACCAGCAUGUCCACCUCUGCUACCAUCAGUCAGUCACUCUCUGAACUUUUAAAUGGGCCCAUUGAUGUUUCUGAUCUGUCAGUUUGUAAAGCUUUUAACCAGAACCCCCCUAAAAGCACGGUAGAAUUCAAUGAUUCAGACUCUGGCAUUUCACUCAACACGAGUCCCAGCAUGGCAUCACCAGAACACUCAGUGGAAUCUUCCUUCUAUGAAGACACACCACUUGGCUUCAGUGAUUCUGAAAUGGAAGAACUGGACAGUACCCAUGGACAUGUCAAACAGAAUGGGUCUAAAACACAGCCGGUGCAUUCUUCUGGGGAUACAGUGCAGCCCCUGUCACCAUCUGGGGGCCACAGUGCACCAGUGCAUGAUGCCCAAUGUGAAAACACACCAAAGAAAGAAACGGCUGCAAGUCCUGGUCACAGAAAAACCCCAUUCACAAAAGACAAACAUUCAAGCCGCUUAGAAGCCCAUCUCACGAGAGAUGAACUGAGGGCAAAAGCUCUCCAUAUCCCAUUCCCUGUAGAGAAAAUCAUUAACCUCCCUGUUGAUGACUUCAAUGAAAUGAUGUCCAAGGAACAAUUCAAUGAAGCACAACUUGCAUUAAUCCGAGAUAUACGUAGGAGAGGUAAGAAUAAAGUAGCCGCUCAGAAUUGUAGGAAAAGAAAACUGGAAAAUAUAGUAGAACUGAAGCAAGAUUUAGACCACUUAAAAGAUGAAAAAGAAAAAUUGCUCAAAGAAAAAGGAGAAAAUGACAAAAGCCUCCAUCUGCUGAAGAAACAGCUCAGCACCUUGUAUCUCGAAGUUUUCAGCAUGUUACGGGAUGAAGACGGAAAGCCCUACUCACCUAGUGAAUACUCCUUGCAGCAAACAAGGGAUGGCAAUGUAUUCCUUGUUCCCAAAACUAAGAAGCCAGAUGUUAAAAACUAGAUUUGGUAUUAUUUGGCCUUUUCUGAGUUAGUGUUUCUUUUUUGUACUGUUAUACUAAAAGCUCCUACUAUGAUGUGAAAUGCAGAAAAUACUUUAUAAGUAAUUCUAUGCAAAAUUAUAGCCAAAAACUAUUAUAGAAAAUGAGACUUUUUAAAGCAUUAAAAUAUCAAUGUUGAAUCAAUAGUUUAACCAUAAUUUUUUAGGACACCAUUUGGGUUAGUUUCUGUGUAAGUGUAAAUACUACAAAACUUAUUUAUACUGUUAUCUCAUUUGUUACUUCAUAAAUUUAUACGAUGAUAAUAUGACAUCUGGCUUAGCAAAUUUCUGCAAAACUAACCACUGUGUACUUUUUUUAUAAAUACUGUAUGAACAAAAAAUGGCAUUUUUAUAUGAAAUUAUUCAGUUGUGGCAAAAAAAUUUAGAGGUGGUACUAAUAAAAGAAUGUUAUGUCUGUUAAA